GUACUACCCCUCCGAAUAUUCUCCCUUUUCUCCUAUAUUGCCAUCUCCUUCCCUCUUCCUCGCCUUUCCUCUUCUAUUUUUCUCCAUUAUUUCACUCCUUCCUUUCCUUCACCAUUUCCCUUCCUUUUCUUUCACUUAUGAAAUUCGGUAAGAGUCUCAGCAACCAGAUCGAAGAGACCUUGCCCGAAUGGCGGGACAAAUUCCUCUCCUACAAAGAUCUCAAGAAGAAGCUCAAACUCUUACAGCCUAACUCCCCCCACAUUAACCGCCCUUCCAAGAAGCCCAAGCUCGACGCCCAUGCCGAUUCUAUUUCUAAUCAAGUCAUUGAUUUUGUUACUCUCUUGGAAAAGGAGCUCGACAAAUUCAAUUCCUUCUUCGUUGAGAAAGAAGAGGAGUACAUAAUCAGAUUGAAGGAGUUACAAGAUAGAGUAGCUACAGCAAAAGAUUUUGAUGAAGAGUUGAUACAAAUUCGGAAAGAGAUUGUUGACUUCCAUGGUGAGAUGGUUUUGUUGGAGAAUUACAGUGCUCUUAACUAUACAGGUCUAGCUAAAAUCCUCAAAAAGUAUGACAAAAGAACUGGUGCACUUAUUCGCCUACCCUUUAUACAGAAGGUCCUACAACAACCCUUCUUCACCACAGACUUACUCUAUAAGCUUGUCAAAGAGUGCGAGGCAAUGCUUGACCGCCUCUUCCCUGCAAAUGAACAGCCUACAUUGGCCGAGGCAGCUGAUGGCAAUGAGGGAUGUGCUCCGAGAGCAUCUUCUACCGCCACCUCGAACAACGAUGGGAUUCUCGGAAUGCCCAAGGAACUUGCAGAGAUUGAGCACAUGGAGAGCGUGUAUAUGAAGAGCACGCUAUCAGCAUUGCGAGUUCUGAAAGAAAUUCGAAGUGGAAGCUCGACUGUCAAUGCAUUUUCAUUGCCACCAUUACAGAUAAAUGGCCUAGAGGGGACAUGGAAAAAGGUUCCUGUGCUUGAACAGGAAGCCAUAGCUAAGUAGUGUUUUGGUUUUUAGAAGAUAACAUCACUUGAUUCCAUUACUUUUAUGACAACAUCUUGUAAGAAUGAAUUAGAUACUAAAAAGUUAAACAUGUAAAAUCUUAAAUAUAAAUCUAAAAGAUGUAGCAAAUAGAAAGCCAAUGUUUUUCCUGUUU
Molecule: messenger RNA, 1152 nt
Organism: Cucumis sativus (cucumber)
Lineage: Eukaryota; Viridiplantae; Streptophyta; Magnoliopsida; Cucurbitales; Cucurbitaceae
Product: SPX domain-containing protein 1
Exons: 3
Coding region: 138-998 (286 amino acids)
Biological process (GO): cellular response to phosphate starvation
Source: RefSeq, a predicted model, not a curated record